UGAAAACAGCUGUUCAUAUUAAAUCAUGUGCGAUUAUUAAAAUUAGUUCGGGGAAACGUGCUGCAUUAAAUUUAUUGGAAAUUAAAUAAUUUUAAUAAAAUUCAUUGUUAAAAAGUGUUGUAAAGUGCUAUUAUAAGUCAAAAAUAUAAAAAGUUAUGAAAAGUUGAUAAAUUUUCUUCAAAAUUGUGAAAUCAAUUUGGCUGGUAAAAACGUGACCUCAAAUUAGCGAGCUAACGGUAAAAGUAGCAAAAACAGCAACAACAAUCUUUACAUAUAGACAGCAAAAAGUGGGCUCGUCUUUCAAUGAAACACGUCGUACAUAUAAUUUUUGUAGUAUGUAUAUAUAAAUAAAUAAAAUCAAAUGAUAAACAAAAACAAAUAUAAAUAGUUGAGAAACUGAAUGAAUGACUGAAUAAAUGUUUGUGAGUGUGUAACUCGGCGUUGUAUUUAAUAUUCAUACUAGCAGAUAGUGAAAUGAAAUAAAAUAUACUUUUUUUUUCUGUAAGCGAUAAAAUAUUUUAAAUAAAUUAUAAAAACUUGCCUGAUAAUAGCAAAACUUACAGCUUCAGGCAAAACGUCAUAUUAAAAUCAUCUAUACAUCUUUAUAAUCAGAAACUUCUGAAGACGCUGUUGCUCACACUAGUGAUUUAGACGAAUCCGGCGACGAUAUGACUGAAGGUAAAAAUGUACCUACCACUCCCAAGCCCAGUUCUAGUGCUGAGGUGCCUUUUAGAAGAGGAGGAGAUUUUCGUAAAACAUCUUUAAGUCUUAAUCGUCUAGUGGGUGUUAUCGAUGAGGGUACAAAUACGGUUAGUUUUUCUAUAUACACCACACCCGAAUUUAAGGAAAUCGCCAGCCAUCAUAUAGAAAAACAAAUGAUUACCGUGAAAGACGGCUGGUUCGAACAGGAUCCUGUGGGCAUUAUAAACAAUGUCUAUCGUUGCUGUGAAGUAGCUGUUAGUAUGCUACCUUCUUUAGGCUAUCGCAAAGAGGAUAUUUUCACGAUAGGCAUUACUAAUCAGAGAGAAACUACUGUAGUGUGGGAUAGUGUGACGGGUAAACCUUUAUAUAAUGCCAUUGUUUGGAAUGAUAUACGUACCACCGAAACUGUGGAUCAAAUUUUGGCCAAAAUACCGGAGCAAAAUAAAAAUCAUUUUAAAAAUAUAGUGGGUUUACCCGUAUCACCCUACUUUUCGGCUUUAAAGAUCAGAUGGCUAAAGGAUAAUGUGGCUGCCGUGCGCAAAGCUUGCCGAGAGAAACGUUGUAAGGCGGGUACUAUUGACAGUUGGAUUGUUUGGAACCUUACUAGGGGUGCUCUACACAUAACCGAUGUUACCAAUGCUUCGCGUACCAUGCUUAUGAAUAUUGAAACUCUCGAAUGGGAUCCAGUUUUAUUGAAAACUUUCUCCAUACAUGCUGAUAUGCUGCCCGAUAUUAGAAGUUGUUCGGAAAUUUAUGGUAAAGUUUUAGAUGAUCGUUCUGUACUCAAGGGCAUGCCCAUUAGUGGUAUAUUGGGCAAUCAACAAGCUUCUCUGCUAGGACAAAUGUGUAUUAAACCGGGACAAACUAAGAACACCUAUAGAUCUGGUUGCUUUUUACUCUGCAAUACCGGCACCACACCAGUUAUAUCCUCUAGGGGUCUAUUGACCACAGUGGCUUAUAAAUUGGGACCCAAUAUGCCGCCAGUAUAUGCCUUGGAAGGAUCGGUAGCGGUAGCUGGACAUGCUUUGGAAUGGUUGCAAAAUAAAGUACGUAUAGUGCCAAAAGCUUCCGAUGCUGAACAGUAUGCAGAAGCAGUACAAACUACAGGAGAUGUUUACUUUGUACCCGCAUUUACUGGUCUCUAUGCCCCCUAUUGGCGUAAAGAUGCUCGUGGUAUGAUUAUAGGUCUAACACAAUUCACCACCAAACAUCAUGUGGUAAGAGCUGCGCUUGAAGCUAUAUGCUUUCAAUCCAGAGAUAUUUUAGAGUGUAUGUAUAAAGAGGGCGGUUUCAAAUUCAAUAAACUGCAUGCCGAUGGUGCCUUAUCCUCCAAUAAUGUUUUAAUGCAGCUGCAAGCUGAUACUGCAGGUGUGCCCGUAUUUCGUUCUCAACUCUUAGAUUCUACUGCUUUUGGGGCGGCCAUGUGUGCAGCUCAAGCUGAAGGCAUAGAAUUGUGUAAAUUUGAUCCCGAGAAAAGGCAUUAUGAUAAUAUUUAUUAUGAUACCUUUUUGCCAACAAGCACAGAUGAGGAGCGAGCUCAUAGAUAUGGUAAAUGGAAGAAGGCUGUAGAGCGUAGUUUCGAUUGGGCAGAUCGUGGUAAAUCGAAGCAUAUGACCGAAGAAAGAUAUCGUAUGUUGUCAUCAGUACCUGGUAGUUUAUUCCUUAUAACAACAUUUGCUAUGUUGGCUCAUUCUUUAAGAAAUAUUAAAUCAUAGACAAUCAUUGAAAGCAGGAAAGAUAUCUUUUAUAUAGAGUUAUUAUGAAAGGGAGCAAAUUAAGAGGAAUAAAGUUAAGAAUAAGAAAGACAUUCAAAUUGACAUAACUUUGAUUACUUAGUAUACUUAAGUCACUCAAUUACUUUAACCCUAGUUUCCAAUGCUUCCUGUUAUAUAACAUUUUUAAAAAUUGCCACAAUUUCCUAGAUUUCCCUUAAGGUUUUAACUUAAUAUAACUUCUUAUAUAAAUCAAAUUAUUGUACUUAUAAAGUAUUUAAUUGUAAAUAAUUGAAUUUUUUAAAUUGUUAAUGCUUUUUUAAUAAUUUUUAUCUUCUUGUUAUAUAUUUCUUUAUUUUUUUUCAUUGUUUUUAGUUUUUAAUUAUAGCCAACUAUUUGUGAUAAAAAUUUAUACAACUUUAACGUGUGUAUAAUAUAUAAAACAGUUAAAUUUUAGGCCCCCCAAUAGGUAUUCUUUAAAAUAAUUAAAGUUUACGCUUCUCCAUUUUUAUUGCUAUUUUUAUUAUAAUUGUAAAUAAGUUAAAAAAAUUAAUUAUGUAUUACAUAAUAAACAACAUACAUACAUAUAUAUUUAUAAUGUUAUUGCUAGUUUAUAACUAGUUAUUAAAAUAAAAAAAGAAAUAAUGAUUGAAGAAAU
Molecule: messenger RNA, 3072 nt
Organism: Lucilia sericata (common green bottle fly)
Lineage: Eukaryota; Metazoa; Arthropoda; Insecta; Diptera; Calliphoridae
Gene: Gk2
Product: glycerol kinase
Exons: 3
Coding region: 669-2417 (582 amino acids)
Biological process (GO): glycerol metabolic process; glycerol-3-phosphate biosynthetic process; triglyceride metabolic process
Cellular component (GO): mitochondrion
Molecular function (GO): glycerol kinase activity
Source: RefSeq, a predicted model, not a curated record